AUGUCGUUGCCGCAAAAGAGCCGCCGCCGCCGCAGGAGGUCUCCUCGCGAAGGACCCUCCCUCCGGCGCCGUGGUGAAGAAGGCGCAUCGUUGUCUCGAUCCCUUGUCCAAUCGGAUAGCAGCAGCACGACAUCCAGCGCACCGCCGUCCGGAUCCUUGGACGAGCCGCUGGCCCGCCAGUCCAGGUACCAUGAGAUCCUCGCCUCGCGCCUCGCCCGGUUGCAGUUACAAGCCGGCGUCGCCGUCGACAGACCAAAUCUUCCUUCGGAUGAAAUCGUCCAAAUCCUCGCUCGUUCUAAUUUCUAUGACGAUGAGCUGCGGGCUGCCCUAGUAGAAUAUCAAGCCCACAGGUUCUUGAGCGAACCCCACGGACCAGAUGUUCGAGAUACAUACUUUGGAGAGGACUCGGGCGAUGAUAUCACUGCGGAGGAAUUCGUCAGAUACUCCGGACAGCUAAAGACUCGCAGACCUGCUGAAAUUGACACUAAGACUGGACUGGAUCAAGAGCAGUUGGACAGCCUCCUUGCCAAGUAUAAACGUUAUCGCUUCAAAGCUUACCUGUUGUUGUUAGGAAAGCCUGUCGACGAGCUAGAAGAAGCUGCAUUGGAAUGCAAGUACCCUAUGGAGCUUUGCUUGGAGAAUGAGUUCUUCUCUCCUUACCUUCAUGAUAGUGCCUUUGGCUGGUAUUUCGACCACGACCUCUGUUUACUUGCAAACUUGAGCGACUACCAGCGGCUAGUCCUUCCUAACUCUCUUGGCUUUGUGUGUGGUAACCUCUUUGUUCCAGGGGCCUGA
Messenger RNA from Triticum dicoccoides, 795 nucleotides. RefSeq lists its product as uncharacterized. The transcript is spliced from 3 exons. The coding region runs from base 1 to 795 and encodes 264 amino acids. The record is from RefSeq and is a predicted model, not a curated record. NCBI's taxonomy places the organism in Eukaryota, Viridiplantae, Streptophyta, Magnoliopsida, Poales, Poaceae.